Molecule: messenger RNA, 1786 nt
Organism: Drosophila persimilis
Lineage: Eukaryota; Metazoa; Arthropoda; Insecta; Diptera; Drosophilidae
Product: putative cyclin-dependent serine/threonine-protein kinase DDB_G0272797/DDB_G0274007
Exons: 3
Coding region: 198-1472 (424 amino acids)
Cellular component (GO): extracellular region
Molecular function (GO): chitin binding
Source: RefSeq, a predicted model, not a curated record
AAGAAAAGUGCUGCACUAGACAGACAUUUUCCCAGUGCGACUCGGUGUUGAAUAGAAAUCUCGAAAGAAGACACUAGAACACCAAAACCCAAGAACACAGACCAAGUGAACGAGAAGUGAGUGCAGUGUUUCUACCAGAUCCAGACCCAGACCCAGAGGAUAUUUCCAAAGGAUUACCACGAGGCGUCUGCCACAGAAUGCACACACACCCAGCCCUGCUACUAGUCCUGGCGGUUGCCACCGGCCUGUGGGCCAACGUGGAUGGAGCCGCCACGGGAGCACCAUCGGCCACGGCCACCACACCUCAGCCGAAGGGCUUCUCGGCCCGUUCGCUGGACCUGAGUGCCCGCGGCGCCGAAGAGGAGGAUGACUUCGAGACCCAGGCCCAGACGCAUCUAGCCUACAGGCAGCAACAACAUCAACAGCAGCAGCAACAGCAGCGGCCGCAGUACGAGUACAGCGAGGAGGACCAGGAGGAGGCACCGCGCCAGGUUUACAUCAAUCGGAAUUCCAAGCAGCAGAGCAACUACCUGAAGCAACAGCUUAAGAAGCCACUGAGCGAGGAGAGCGAGGAGGAGGAGGAAGAGAUCGAGGAGCCCGACCGUCUUUCCACGCUGCUGAGCAAGUCAACCUUCAGCUGCACGGACAGGAACUCGGGCUAUUACGCGGACGAGUCGCUGAGCUGCGAGGUGUUCCACUACUGCCAGGAGAGCCAGAAACACUCGUGGAUCUGCCCAGAAGGCUUCACCUUCCACCAGAUCCACCUGAUCUGCAUGCCACCCUCUCACGACAACAUCUGCAAGCAGUCCUCCAAGUACCACAUCGUCAACGACUACCUGUACAAGCCCAUCAACCUGCAGGAGCACCAGAGCAAGCCCAACGUGACGCUCCGCUACUCGGAACGCUACUUCCCCGAGAACUACUACGAGCACGAGCGCUACGACGACGAGGAGGAGGAGCUGCCCGCAGCACCCAGGCCCCGUAUACAGCAUCAGCAACAGCACCAUCAGCAGCCCCAGCAGCAGCAGCAUCGUCAAGUGGUCGCCUAUCAGCAGCCACAGGUCCAGCAUCAGCCACAGCCUCAAGUGCGUGUCCAGUAUCAACAGGCGCAGCAGCAGCAACAGGUCACACAAAUCCGCCACCAGCCACAGCCGCAGCCGACCACCCUGGCCUACCGCAAGCCCCAGCCCACGACGACCAUCCAGCCACAAUUGCAGUUGCAUCAGCUGCACCAGCCCCAGUUGCAGUUGCACCAGCAGCGGCCCCAGACAUUGGCGCCCACUGUAACGCCGGCGCCGUACCGCUUUUUCACUGCCGCCCCACAGCUGCAACAUCUGCAGCAGCAGCAUCAGCAGGUCUUCCGUACGCCCGAGGAGAUUAAUAUCUCGCUGCAGCAGCGGCGGCCGCAGGUGUUCAUUGCCACAACGCCAAGGUACUACGAGGACGAGUACCUCUACGAGCGCCGGAAGUGAGGAGUGAGCAAACAAUCUUGUCGUUCCACGCCCUCCCCUUCCCCUGCAAUCCGCCACUUGUGUACAUUUCUCCCUCCCCCGCCAGUUUGGGGUCAACUCUUUUAGCUUUAAGCUGUGCUCCUGCUCCUGCUCUCUGUCCCUGCUGGCAAGGGAAGCGCUGAAAAUUGAGCCUCCAUGUGACGGUCUCCGUCGCCCCUUGUCAGCUCCAAAUUCAUAGCGCGAGUUUUGUGUACCUAUUCGUAAUAUUUAAUGUCCUGCUAGAAGAAUCCGCCUUCUAACUCAAUUCGUUAAUAAAGGAAGCCACAUUUAAGUUA